AUGAGAUCAAAAACAUCGCCCAAAGUUGUCGCUCAGCGAACAGGAGCAGCAAGAUUUGAGGAGUAUUUUGAUGAUGAGAAUGCAAGUCAUGAGACAAAGCUAAGGAAACGAUUCACAAAUGACCCAGACGUUCAGCCAACAUACGGAAAUGAUCCGGAAAUCUAUCAAGGAGUUCUCGGUCGACCCGGCAUUGACUUCCCCGUUAUGCCACAAAUUCCCAAGACUAAUUUUGAUUGCAGAAAUUUCGGUAAUGGUUAUUUUGCAGAUUUGGACACAUCAUGUCAGGUUUUUCACAUAUGCGACGAAGGGCGUAAAAUUUCAUUUCUCUGUCCAAAUGGCACAAUUUUUAGACAAAUUGACUUGAUAUGUGAUUGGUGGUUUAAAGUUGAUUGUAAUGCGGCACCGGAUCAUUAUGCUGAGAGCUCAGAGCAACUACAACGUGCACAAAGAUUACGUCAGCAAUCACAAAAAUUGCGUCAUGUUGUGCAAAGCGAUUUAGUAGGGUUCGGUACAUCCGGUGAAGUAUUUUUCCGUAACGAUGCUCGUGCUGCUGAAUCAAUUCAAAAGCCAACAGUACGCUUGCCACAAGGUCGUGCAUUUCGAGCACCAUCAAAGCUUAGCAAAAGAAUGGAUAAUAAUGAUGGAACUGAUGAUGCAAAUAAACAGAAAGAGAAUUUAGAUGCAUCCGAAAUUUUGUACAAUCGAAGAAACAACAAAAAUAAGGAGAAGGAAGGCAGGGAAAUUCAGGAAACGGCAGAGACAUCAUCAUUUGUUAAUAACAAGAAUAAUAUCAAGAAAAAUGAGAAGAAUGGAAAUGGUUAUGAAUAUCCAGCACCAGAACAAAAAGGCUAUGACUAUCCACCACCAACUGGAUAUUCUUACUUACCACCACAACAAGGUUACAGCUAUCCAAAAGGUCAACAAAAUGGAAGACAAGAAAAUAAUAAGAAACCAUUCCUUCAAGAACCACAACCAUUUGCCAUAAGAGUAGCUGAACCGGAAUCGGAACUUUUUGCAACCACUAUAGCUACCUUCGAGACCACAUCAACAAGAAAACCAGGAGUUGGUAAAAGUUUAGAUCAAAUUAUCACAACAACGUCGACAUCACGAAAACCCCAACAAGCAAAGUCAACAGCAUCUUCAUCAUCAACGACAUCACGAAGAGGAAGUACAACGUAUGCGUCAAGUCUUAAGGCAGUCUCUGAAAAAACUGAAUCCGUGAGAAGUAGAGUGCAAGCAGUAAAUUCAGUAGUAAAUAACAAUAAUAAUAAUCUUAAAUCAACAACCCCGGGUUAUAAUUCCCAGAAAAUUAAUACUUAUACAACAGCACGCAAACCGAAUGUUAAAACAAAAGAUACACCAUUUUACACGCCAACAAUACCGACUGUUCAAACUACAACAUCUAAAAUUGUAACUACAGAAAAUCCACCGACAACAGUCACAACAACACCUGAACCAGAAACUUCGACAAAACCCACAACUUCUGAGAUUGUUAAGCAUGCAUUAGAAAUGAUGGAAUCAUUGAAGGAUUUGGAUAUGGAAGAUGUAAUACCAACAGAAGCUGAACGAUACAUGGGACAAAGAUUAGGUUUUGAAGUUCCACCAUCAUCUGGUCCAAAUGCAUUGCAUUCACUAGCUUUAUACUUUGCCAAUACUGAUGUCAAUAACACAAAGAGAAUGACUAAGGAACAAGCCGCACAACUUAAUGGAAUCAGUUCUAUAUUUUUGAGCAAUAAGACACAAACAAAGUAUGAGUCACUGUUCCCAAAUGAAAGAAAAUCAACAGAAGCACCAACUAAUUUGCCAUUAACAACUUCAACUGCAAGAUUCUCACAAGAUAUUGAUAAUGAUUUAGAAGGACAGCAUUCAAGACAUCCAAUUUUAUCAGCAGCUGGAACUCCACAACUUCGAGAAAUUGCCCAAGUCUUUACACACGCAUUGUCAGCAUACCUUCAAGAUCCAGAACAAUUUAGAAAGAUUUUAUCUGAAAUCAGACCAACGGAACCGCCAAAUGUAGAAUUUAAUGAGAUUCCAAGAUUUCAAGGCGAGAAAGAAUUUGUUAGACAGGAAUCAGCUUACAAUCAUCCAAGACAAACAGCAACAACUGGAAGAACAGAAGAUUUAGAAAUUUUUGACUAUUCAGACGUUACAGUGUCACCAAAAGUAUUAGAGGAAGAGACAACCACAGAGAGCAAUGAAAUUCUUAUUAGCACUGAAUCAAGCUUCAUCACUACAACUUCAUAUCCUGAAACACUUCCACCAGCAUCAUCAAAUUACGCUGAUAAGACCCCAGCUUCAAGAUUAGUCAGCGAGAAUCUCGAGAAAAAUGCAAACUCAAGAACAGCCAAGCAAUUUGAUGACAUUUUAAGCCUUCCAGCUGGUGAAAUCAACAGAAAUCUUGAUGGUAAUAUCAAAUAUUCACUUGACGACAGCAAAGAAAACGAUGAAACUAGCUACUUCCCAGAAGAUCGAGGAAACAAGAGUAAACUUGCACCUUACGGAUUUGGUGUUAAACCAGAAAACAGCACACCAAUUAAUGACCCAUUCCCAACUUCAUUGUCUGAUAUACAAGCGGUUCCAUUGCGAUGGGGUGACGAAAUCACAACCACAAUCGAUCCAACAGUUGAAUUGAAUGAAUAUCCAACAAUCUAUCCAGAAUUAUUACCGCCAUAUGACAUCAAUGGAACAGAAAUCUUAAACACACCAAGCAACGGUCUACAAUUGCCAAAUGAAGAAACUGAUGAGCACUUGCAACAUGCACAAAGUCAGUCAUUCGUGUCGAGUAGAAAUAACAAUAUUUAUUCUGAUGAAAAGAAAAAAUCGAAGACGUACAAUGAUUAUUUGAGCUACAAUGAAGAAUUCCUAAUUGGAACUACAAACUAUGGUGAGAGACUCGCAACUACAACGGAAAUUCCACAAACAACAAUCCGUGGACAUUUUGUUACCAAAACUGUGCCAAAAACUACAACAGAAGUUUCUGAAAUCUCUACGACUGACUAUCCAACGACAACAAAUUCAUAUGCUGAAACAUUGAAGACAACAUUACCGGAUAAUGGAAUCAUUAAUACAGACUCAAAAACAACAUUAUCCUACUCUGUGUUUUUAGAUCCAUUAACAAUUAAUGACGGUCUGAUGGAAUCGGAUGAAGACUCAAUAACACCAUCGCCAAAUACUUACCUUCCCAGAAAUGAGCUUCUCACAAGUACAGAGGAAAUAGAUCAAAACUCAUUUGCAGUCACGGCAUCAUCGACAUCGACCACACUUAAUCAACGACGCGGAAAAUCUUCAAUUGAAACAACGCCACUUAAUAUACGUUUUAAUGAUGAUGAGACUAAUAUAAUAGAGCCAAUGCAGAAGCGUGCAAAUGAGAUGUUUGGUAAUUUAAAUGAGACACAAGUGAGUCACUUGAUGAAUGUAAUGAAGAAAGCUGAUGAAAAUAGGACAGUAAGACGAUUGAUUUUGUUGUUGAUACAAACUUGUGAUGGCGAUGAUCAUAAUAAGACACUGGAAGCAUCUAGAACUGCUUUAUUGAAUGCAUUAAUUGGAAUGGAUAAUCCACAAGAUAGAAGUGAAAUUAGAAUAAUUAAUACAAGAAGAGAAAAGAGCUUAAGAACGACUACACUUGCACCAAUCCCAAUAACUACAUACAGAAGUCCAAAUCAUGAGAAAUACACAAGUUCCGAAUCUGUAAGUAAGGAAUUUGAGGAAUUAGAAGCUACAUCGUUGCCAUUAGAACAAACAACUUAUUUUAUACCACAAUCAAGUGUCAAUGAAUACACAACUUUAGAUUAUCAUUCUCAAACAACGGAACAAGAGAUUCCAACAACCACAGAAUUGCCAACAACUACAACAAUAGUAACAACAUUACCCACAACAACAAAACAGCCAAUACUUGACAAUAAUAACAGAUUAACAGACUCAAGUCCUAGAUUUAGACAAAAAGUUUCAAAUUCUAGAGGAAAUACAGAAAAAGCUAGAUUUCAAAAGAGUUUAGGAUCUAAUAGUGAAUAUCAAAGUGAGCCAUCAAAUGCAGUUGAGCAUAAGAAGGCUGAUGCGCGUGCUUUAGAGCUUCUUAGGUCACUUUAUUCACUCGCAUCACGUUGGGGUAAAAAGUAAAAGAAAAAUGGAUGACGAAUGAUAUUAAAAAUGAUUAACCAAGAGCCAUAUGCAUCACAAUUUUAUUUUUGUUAUGUGAUUAUUGAGAAUUUAUGCUGAUUGAAACUGUAUUAUCAAGAUAUUUUACUUAUCUUUAUUAGUUCUUUCUUUUUAGAAUUGAUUGUUGCUUUUAUGUGUGUUGAUGGAGUUGGAAUCUGUUGAUUUUGAUGAACUUACAAUAUUAAAAGUUUUGAGAUAUAAGAAAACUAUCAAAUUGUUUUGAUUUUUUGGCGGGAAAACUUUAAUUGAACUUUUUAAAAUUUGUUAAAUUUUAAAGAUAUAUUUAUUUUGAAUACUAGUAAAAAAUCAACAGGUUACAAUUUUCUUGUGAACGUUAUUGCAAAAAAGAUCACACACGUGACAUAAUUAAUUAUUUCAUCCCCUUUAUUAUGUAAAUAGGUUUAUCAAAUCAUUAUCCCCAUU
Messenger RNA from Chironomus riparius, 4578 nucleotides. The record is from the annotation of a GenBank genome assembly. Lineage: Eukaryota; Metazoa; Arthropoda; Insecta; Diptera; Chironomidae.